AUGUUUGGGAUAUUUAGUCUGUGGAGUACCUUCAACAAUGUGGUCUUCUAUCUCACCCUUGCCGUCAGCCUGGCGGGGCUGGUGGGCAACGGGCUGGUGCUCUGGCACCUCGGCCUGCACAUCACCAAGGGCCCCUUCAACGUGUACCUGCUGCACCUGGCCGCCGCCGACUUCCUGUUUCUCGCCUGCCAGUUGGGCUUCUCCGUUGCCCAGAUGGUGCAGGGCUCCGGCAGCGACAACCUGGGCUUCGCCGUCACCUUCCUGUGGUUCGCCGCGGGGCUGUGGCUGCUGGCCGCCCUCAGCACCGACGGCUGCCUCACCCACAUGCUCGCCGUCUGCUCCCUGGCCAGCUGCCGGCCCAAGCACACCUCCACCGUGCUCUGCGUCCUCGUCUGGGGGCUGACCGCGCCGGCCGUGCUGCUGCCCGCCCACGCCUGCGGCCUGCUGCGCUCCAGCGCGCGCCUGCUCACCUGCCUCCGCUACCACGUGGCCAGCAUCACCUGGCUGGCCACGCUGGCGGGCGCGGCUUGCGGGACCAACCUGGUUCUCUUCGUCUGGGUGACCUGCUGCUCCCUACAGCGGCCGUUCAAGCUGUACCGCCUGGUCCAGAGCUCGGGGAUUCUGCUGUUCUUCUGCCGCCUGCCCAUGGUCCUCUACUGGAGCCUGCGGCCGCUCCUGAACUUCCUGUUCCCCUUCUUCCCGCCGCUGGCCGUCCUCCUGGCCUGUGUGGACAGCAGCUGCAAGCCUCUCCUGUACUUCCUGGUGGGCCGGCGGCCUGGCACGCGGGAGCCGCUGCGGGUGGUCCUGAACAGGGCCCUGGGGGAGAAGGCCCAGCUGAACCUCGGGGGGCUGUCCCUGCCCAUGAGCCACAUGUAA
Messenger RNA from Jaculus jaculus (lesser Egyptian jerboa), 876 nucleotides. RefSeq names its product MAS related GPR family member G (gene Mrgprg). The record is from RefSeq and is a predicted model, not a curated record. Gene Ontology annotation, biological process: G protein-coupled receptor signaling pathway. Gene Ontology annotation, molecular function: G protein-coupled receptor activity. The coding region runs from base 1 to 876 and encodes 291 amino acids. The transcript has a single exon. Lineage: Eukaryota; Metazoa; Chordata; Mammalia; Rodentia; Dipodidae. Gene Ontology annotation, cellular component: membrane.